UUGAGGAUCUAAAUCUGUAUUUCGAUCACUAUGGUAUGGAGGAGACUUCCAAUGACCUGAUUUUGGUGAGAAACAUUGAAGGGAAAGAUUGCGAGCAGCAGAGUAAUUUGAAGGCAUUGAUGACGCAUGUUACCAAACACCAUCAAAUCAUUUUCAGAAAAGUGAAAAUUCUAAACUCUGGACUGAGAUUUCGAUUGCUAUAUUUCAAUGCAUUCUCCUGCUUGCAGAUUUGUUUAUCCAUCUUCAGCUUCAUGAGAGGAGAAGCAACAUUCAAAAUAAAGCAUGGCCUUGUGAUAUUGGGAAUGAUUCUCAACAGCUUUUUCUGCUGCGAUUUGGGACAAAAACUUCAGGAUGAGGGUGAAAGAAUAAGAUUGGACCUUUUCUAUGGCAGUAAGUGGAUGGGAAGUCCUAAUUGGCUCCUUCGAAUGUUACUUGUGAUGAUGCUUCAAAGUAAUAAUCUACCAAAAAUUGGACUCUAUAAUGUUUUUACACUCAACAGGAAUAACUUGAGAGUGGUAAGUAGGCUGUAUUACUACUCCAAUGCCAGAUGCUGGCUUUAUGAUUCAGAGGCCCGGGUUCAAUUCCCGGCUUGGGCAAGAUAUUUAUCUCGGGCCACUCCCGUGUUUCGGAUGGACACGUUAAGCCGUCGGUCCUAAAAAGCAGUCGUUAGGUCAUGUCAGAGGCCCUGAAAUUGAUCAGUUGCGACCUGAAAACUCUGACACCAGAUCUGAGCCAGCCAGGUCACACGAUAUUAUUAUUAUUAUUAUUACUACUCCAAUUUCCAAUUAAAUGAUCUUGCUAUUAUAAUCUAUUGCAUUUCAAAAUUUGCGUAAAUGCAUUUCAUAAGCUACCAAGAUUGAAACUUUUCAAGUUAAUGGCUUGCACAAUCGUACAAGGUUUCUAUUACUUUAUGUGAAAAAUUCGAUAAUAUUAUGAAUCUUGGAUUUUUUGUGGAGUUGUAGACUAACUUAUCACAGGAUUGAUUUUUUAAUUAACUUAAUAAUAAAUUAUUCCACUAGCAUUUUUUACGAGCUCUUUUUUCA
This is a messenger RNA of Nilaparvata lugens (brown planthopper), 1043 nucleotides long. RefSeq lists its product as uncharacterized. The record is from RefSeq and is a predicted model, not a curated record. The transcript has 4 exons. NCBI's taxonomy places the organism in Eukaryota, Metazoa, Arthropoda, Insecta, Hemiptera, Delphacidae. Bases 36 to 656 code for a protein of 206 amino acids. Gene Ontology annotation, molecular function: olfactory receptor activity; odorant binding. Gene Ontology annotation, cellular component: plasma membrane. Gene Ontology annotation, biological process: detection of chemical stimulus involved in sensory perception of smell; sensory perception of smell.